AUGCCGCCAUCGCACCUCGCCGCCACCGCGGCACAAUCGCCGGCCUCAUCGCGAGGUCGGCGUCCCCGCCAUGGCGGCGCGAUGAUAUCCGCCUCCUGCUGUCGCGCCGCGGCCCUCGCCUCCCUCCUCGUCGCCGCCGCGGCCACCGCGUUCCUCACCUUCUCGCUGCCAUUGUCCCCCAGCGUGUCCACCACCAAGCACACGGCAGAAUUAUUGUCCGCCGCGAGCUCCACGCCGCCGCCACCACAUCGAACAUUAGCUACGGCGUCACCUCCACCGCCGUCCCCGCCGCCUGCAGAACCAGCUACGUCCGCGGCGAGGCCCCGAAAACGAGAGGUAUGUACGUGCCCGCAUGCAGGUUGGAGAUUCAAAGUAACGGUGUUGUCUAUUUUCGUUCUGUGUCGUGGUGAUCAGCCGUCGUAUUGGAGGAUGGCGCCAGAGGAGGCGCUGAGGUACGCCAAGAAGGAGAUAAUGGCCGCCGAGCCGGUCGUCCCCGACGACCCCGACGACCUGUACGCGCCUCUCUUCAAGAACGUCUCCCAGUUCAAGAGGAGCUACCAACUGAUGGAACGGAUACUCAAAGUUUACAUUUACCAGGACGGUCGGCGGCCCAUCUUCCACACCCCUCCCCUCAGCGGCAUCUACGCGUCCGAGGGCUGGUUCAUGAAGCUCCUCGAGGAGAGCAGGCCGUUCGUCGUCGCCGACGCCACCAAGGCGCACCUCUUCUACCUGCCCUACAGCUCGCAGAAUCUCAGGCUCUCGCUCUACGUGCCGGACUCGCAUAACCUGCGCCCCCUGGCCGUCUACCUCAGAGAUUUCGUCAAGGGCCUCGCCGCCAAGUACCCCUUCUGGAACCGCACCAGAGGCGCCGACCAUUUCCUCGUCGCCUGCCACGAUUGGGGACCAUACACGACCACGGCGCACCGCGACCUGUCCAGGAACAGCAUCAAGGCGCUGUGCAACGCUGACAGCUCGGAGGGGAUCUUCACGCCCGGGAAGGACGUGUCUCUCCCGGAGACGACCAUCAGGACGCCCAAGCGGCCGCUCCGGUACCUCGGUGGGCACCCCAUCUCCCGGCGGCACAUCCUCGCCUUCUUCGCCGGCAACGUGCACGGCAGGGUCAGGCCGGUCCUCCUCCAGCACUGGGGCAAGGGGCAGGACGAGGACAUGAGGGUGUACGCUCUCCUCCCCGGCAGGGUGUCCAGGACGAUGAACUACAUCGAGCACAUGAAGAAUAGCAGGUUCUGCCUUUGCCCCAUGGGGUACGAGGUGAACAGCCCCAGGAUCGUGGAGGCCCUGUACUACGAGUGCGUGCCGGUGAUCAUCGCCGACAACUUCGUCCUCCCCUUCAGCGACGUGUUCGACUGGAGCGCCUUCUCAGUGGUGGUGGCGGAGAAGGACAUACCGGACCUCAAGAGGAUACUGCAGGGGAUCUCGCUCCGGAAGUACGUGGCCAUGCACGACUGCGUCAAGCGGCUCCAAAGGCACUUCUUGUGGCACGCCAGGCCCCUCAGGUAUGAUCUCUUCCACAUGAUCCUGCACUCCAUUUGGCUCAGCAGAGUGAACCAUGUUCAACUUGACAACUGA
Messenger RNA from Triticum turgidum subsp. durum (durum wheat), 1587 nucleotides. The record is from the annotation of a GenBank genome assembly. NCBI's taxonomy places the organism in Eukaryota, Viridiplantae, Streptophyta, Magnoliopsida, Poales, Poaceae.